Molecule: messenger RNA, 339 nt
Organism: Symbiodinium pilosum
Lineage: Eukaryota; Dinophyceae; Suessiales; Symbiodiniaceae
Source: the annotation of a GenBank genome assembly
AUGGUUCGUUUGGGCCUGUUGCUAGAGUCUGAGAAGAAGCUCGACUUCGUGUUGGGCCUGACGACGGCCAAGAUCAUGGAGCGCCGGCUGCAGACCAAGGUCUUCAAGCUAGGCCUCGCCAAGUCCAUCCACCAUGCACGCACGCUGAUCCGCCAGCGCCACAUUCGUGUGGGCAAGCAGAUCUGCGACAUCCCGUCGUUCCUGGUGCGCCUGGACAGUGAGAAGCACAUUGACUUUGCCCUGACCUCACCCUUCGGCGGCGGCCGCCCAGGCCGCGUUCGCCGCAAGAUGAUGGCCUCCAAGGGUGGUGGCGGCGGCGGUGAUGACGAGGAGGACUGA